Molecule: messenger RNA, 1686 nt
Organism: Clonostachys rhizophaga
Lineage: Eukaryota; Fungi; Ascomycota; Sordariomycetes; Hypocreales; Bionectriaceae
Source: the annotation of a GenBank genome assembly
AUGGCUUCAGACGAUGAGAAGCGAGCGGGCAAGCUCGAACAGGAGUUGGACAGUAGCUCCGCCGAUGUCAACAACGCUGACAGCACUGUCAUGACCGAAGGUCUCCAUCGCCGUCUCGGCAACCGCCAAAUCCAGCUCAUCGCCGCCGGUGGAUCCGUCGGCACAGCUCUAUUCAUCAGUAUCGGUGGCGGUCUUGCCAAAGGUGGCCCCGGUAGUCUGUUCCUCGCUUACCUGAUAUACUCCAUCAUCCUGGGUCUCGUCAACAACUCCAUGGCCGAGAUUGGCACGUAUAUGCCCGUGGCCGGCGGUUUCGUUCGUCUUGCUGGCUACUGGGUCGAUGACGCUCUUGGCUUCGUUGCUGGCUGGAACUUUUUCCUCUACGAGGCCUUGCUUAUUCCUUUUGAAAUUACUGCUUUGACCUUCGUGUUGUCUUUUUGGAACGAGAAUAUCACAAACGCCGGCCCGACUGCCGGCGUUUGCGCUGCUGUGAUUGUGUGCUAUGGUCUUCUCAAUGUGCUUGCAGUGGGCACCUAUGGUGAAGCUGAAUUCUGGCUUUCUGGCGGCAAGGUUAUUCUCAUCUUCCUCCUCUUUGCCUUUACAUUCAUAACCAUGGUCGGCGGCAACCCUCAGCGUGAUGCCUACGGAUUCCGCUAUUGGGCGAACCCUGGCGCGUUUGCAACGUUUAUACACGAAGGUGGCCUUGGCCGGUUUGAAGGCUUUCUUGCUGCCAUGUGGAGCGCCUCCUUUACUGUUGUCGGCCCCGAGUAUAUCUCCAUGGUUGCUGCUGAGGCUAAGCGCCCUAGCAUUUACAUCAGGAAUGCGUUCAAGACCGUCUACUUCCGAUUUGGUCUGUUCUUCAUUGUCGGAGCGCUUGCCGUCUCUGUCGUCAUUCCCUAUAAUGACCCUGCUCUCGUUGAGAUCUACUUUGGCAAGGGAGGUACCGGUAGUGCGGCCGCUUCGCCUUAUGUUAUUGCCAUGGCUAACAUGGGUAUUGGUGUCUUGCCACACAUCGUCAACUUUCUGAUCUUCACGUCUAUUUUCUCCGCUGGCAACACCUUCGUGUACUGCUCCACCCGUGCCCUCUACGGCCUCGCUCUCGAGGGACGCGCCCCCAGAUUCCUUCGCUACGUCAACAAGAGUGGUACCCCUAUCUACUGCUUCUGCAUUGUUAUGCUCUUCCCCUUCCUCUCCUUCCUGCAGCUUAGCGCAGGUUCCUCCGAGGUUUUAAACUGGCUUGUCUCCAUCGUCACAGGUGCCGGCCUUAUUACCUUCAUGAUCAUGUCCAUCACCUUCAUCAACUACUACUACGCUUGCCAGGCGCAGGGCGUUGACAGACGCACUCGGCCUUAUUAUGGCUGGUUCCAGCCAUACGGCGCCUACAUCGCCCUAGUUUUCCAGUUCCUCAUUGCCAUCUUCUACGGAUAUAGCGCUUUCAUGCCCUUCACCGUUGCCGGCCUGUUCCAAAACUACACCAUGCAACUGUUGGCACCUAUUCUGUUCAUCGGCUGGAAGCUCAUCAAGAGAACCAAGUACAUCAGGCCCAAGGAUGUCGACUUGGUUUGGGAGAGACCUGCCAUUGACGCCUACGAGGCCGCCUUCAACGAGCCCAUCACCGGCUUUUGGGAAGAGUUGGGCCACAUGGUGGGCAUUGGCAGGAAUAAGAGAAAGAGCACAGAGCAAGCAUGA